CUGCAGUCUCAGUGAGUCAAACCGAAAGUAAGUUGAAGAUGAAGAGCCGUUAGAGAAACAGAGAAGAUCACAGAUGUGGAGGAUUUCAGACGAGACAUUAUGUGGGAGUGAGGGAACACAGGCAUACGCCAUUCACAAAAAAGUACAGAGAGCAGAGUGUCCAGUGUCCUGCUGUGUCUGUGAAGACUGAAAACCUCAUGAUGGAGCCUCAUCACUUCAGCAGUGGAGAAGGAACCUCUGACUCAAAACUGCAGACAUACAAAACAGAACCUCCAGAGCCCAGCUGUGUGUCUAUGAAGAGCCACAAGUCAAUGUUUGAGCCUCCUGUAUUCAGUAAUGAAAGAACCAGUACUGACCUGAGUCUACAGUCAUACAGAGCUGAACAUCCAGAGCCCAGCUGUGUCUCUAUGAAGAGCAACAAGUCAAUGUUUGAGCCUCCUGUAUUCAGUAAUGAAAGAAACAGUACUGACCUGAGACUGCAGACAUUCAGAGCAGAAUCUCCAGAUUUCAGCUGUGUGUCUAUGAAGAGCAACAACUCAAUGUUUGAGCCUCCUGUUUUCAGUAAAGAAAGAACCAGUACUGACAUGAGACUGCAGACUUUGAGAGCUGAACCUCCAGAGCCCAGCCAUGUGUCUAUGAAGAGCAACAAGUCAGUCAACAAGCCUACUGUUUUCAGUAAUGAAAGAACAAGUUCUGAUAUGAGGUGUGUCAAGGAUGCGUCACUCCAGUAUCAGUCCAAAUGUGGAGUAUGUGAGCAGAUUCAGACAGAUCUGGUCUCUAUCAACUGUGGACACACUUUCUGUAGACAGUGCAUCAACAGCUAUUGGAACCAGUCUGCUCAGUCAGGAGACUUUGCCUGUCUCCACUGCAGAAAGAGGUCUAAGACACGUCCUGUUACACAUCCAUGUUCCAACACAGAGGAGUCCAUGAAGCAAAAUUACUGCCAUCCACUGGAUGAUGUUCUGCACAGAGUCUUAGAGAGACAUAAAACCAGAAUGAAGAACAGGUAUGAGAGCUUAUUUGAGGGAUUCAAAACACAAGAGAAUAAAACCCUCCUGAACAGGAUUUACACUCAGCUCUACAUCAUAGAGGGAGAGAGUGAAGGAGUGAAUGAAGAACAUGAAGUUCUACAGAUUGAAAAAACACUCUGGGACCAACACUGGCAAGAUACCCCAAUUAACUGCUUAGAUAUCUUUAAACCUGUACAGUGCACUGUAGGAGAAAUGGAAGAGGACAGCAUCAGAACUGUGAUGGCUGAAGAUGUCAGAUAUGAAGAAAGAGAAGUUAAAGGUCCACAAGUGCAGAAACUCAGAGCUGUGCUGACUAAAGGAAUUGCUGGCAUUGGAAAAACAGUCUCUGUGCAGAAGUUCAUUCUGGACUGGGCUGAAGGAAAAGCCAAUCAGGAUGUAGAUUUGAUGUUUGUGCUUCCAUUCCGAGAGCUGAACCUGAUUAAAGAUCACCAGUACAGUCUUCAUAGACUUCUGUGUGACUUCCAUCCUGAGCUCAAAGACCUGGACAGAAAGAUUUAUGAUGAGUGUAAAAUGGUGUUCAUAUUUGAUGGCCUGGAUGAAAACAGAAUUCCACUGAGCUUCUUACAGUGUGAGAACCUGUCAGACAUAACCAAGGAGUCACCACUGUAUGUGAUAAUGACCAACCUCAUCAAAGGAGAGCUGCUUCCCUCCGCUCACAUCUGGAUAACCUCUCGACCAGCAGCAGCCAAUCAGAUCCCUCGUCAGUACAUCAACCGUGUGACAGAAAUUCAGGGAUUCAAUGACCCACAGAAGGAGGAGUACUUCAGAAAGAGAGUCAGUGACCAAGACCAAGCCAACUUCAUCAUCUCACACAUUAAGAAAACAAGGAGCCUCCACAUCAUGUGUCACAUUCCAGUCUUCUGUUGGAUCUCAGCCACUGUGCUUCAGCACAUAAUGAAACAGGGUAUUACAGAAAUUCCUAAAACUCUGACUGCAAUGUAUUCACACUUCCUGAACACUCAGACAAUCAUGAGAAACGAGAAGUAUGAGGAAAAUUCUGAGAUAAAUCCAAAGGAUCUAUUGGGAUCCAACAGAAAGUUGCUUCUGAAACUGGCUGAACUGGCUUUCAAACAGCUGAUGAAGGGCAAUGUGAUGUUCUAUGAAGAGGACCUGAGAGAGUGCGGCAUUGAUGCCUCUGAGGCCUCAGUGUACUCUGGCAUUUGCACUGAGAUCUUUAGAGAAGAAUUUUUGCUGUACCAGAAGAAGGUCUACUGCUUUGUUCAUCUGAGCUUUCAGGAGUUCCUGGCUGCUCUCUAUGUGUUUCACUGCUAUGUGAGCCAGAACAUGGAGGAACUGCAAGUUUUUAAGAUACAGAACAAAGAGCAGUCUGACAGCAUUUCAUUGGAAGAUCUGCUAAGGGGAGCUGUACAAAAAGCUGUAAAGAGUGAGAAUGGAAACCUGGAUCUGUUUCUCCGUUUUCUGCUGGGAAUUUCACUGGAGUCCAGUCAACAGCUCUUAAAAUACCUUCUGAUAGAAACAGUGAGUAGCUCAGAGAGCAUCAAGAAAACAGUUCAGUAUAUCAAACGCCUAAUACCAACAAAGAAUCUUACUUCAGAGAAAUCCAUCAACCUGUUCCUCUGUCUCACUGAAAUGAAUGACCAGUCUUUAUCCCAAAAAAUCCAGGAAUAUCUAAAAUCUAAUAAAGACUCGAAAAAGAAACUGUCUAGUGGAGAGUGUUUAGCACUAGCCUACAUGCUUGUGACUUCUGAGGAGGUGCUGGAUGAGCUGAACCUGAAAAAUUACAACACAACCAGGAGUGGUCAUUUGAGAUUGAUCCCAGCUGUGAGCAACUGCAGAAAGGCUAUACUAGCUGGGUGUAAACUUCCCACACACUCCUGUGAAACUCUCUGCUCUGCUCUGAAAUCAACCAACUCACUCCUGAAAGCACUGGACCUCAGUAACACUGGCCUGAAAGACUCAGAAGGGAAGCUGCUCACUGCUGCAUUGAAGAGUUCAAACUGUGUACUGGAGAUACUCAGACUAUCUUCAUGUAAUAUUGGGAGAUCAUCUUGUGAAAAUCUAGGAUCAGCUUUACAGCUGAUAAACUCCUCCCUGAAAGAGCUGGACCUCAGCAAGAAUGACCUUCAGGAUUCAGGAACAGAGCUGCUCUCUGCUGGACUGAUGAGUCCACACUGUAAACUGGAGAUACUCAGGUUAUCUGGUUGUAUGAUUACAGAGGUAGGCUGUUCUUCUCUGGCUUCUGCUCUGAGUGCAAACCCCUCACAUCUGAAAGAACUGGAUCUGACCUACAACCACCCAGGAGAUACAGGAGUGAAGCUGCUCUCUGCUAGACUGGAGGAUCCACACUAUAGACUGGAGACGCUCAGGUACAGAAAGCUUUCUGUGUGUGUGUGUGUGUUGGAGUCAAUAAUAAUAAUAAUUAUCAUUAUUAUUGUUACUGUUAUUUAUAUAUCGAGAGAUAUAGAUAUGGUAUAGUGAAUUGUUACAGGCGCAAUAAUACAAUGCAGUAUGUCUGGUAAAAUGACCACAAAUGUAGAUGACCUGAUAAAUCGGCAGGUACAUUUAUAUCCAGCUUCCUGUCUUUUGCGUUGUGACUGAAGCACCGGAAUCUGUCUUGCCCAUGUGUGUAUAGUUGUGUACAAGAAAGGUCAAAAAUUUCAGUGAAAUUCUCUUGAUUGAGGGUGUUUGAACACAGAAGUCUUAAAAUAUUCCCCAAAUUGUAAUAUCAGGGCUGUAGCGUUUUAGUAAAACUGCAGUUACUGCACUGUAUUAAAUGCAGGUGUAGUAAAAUGGACACACUAAAAAAAAAACUAAAAGCUGUAUUACUGGAUAAUGUACAUCAUUUUUUUUAAUACCAAAGUAAUUCCAUCCAGUAAUUCCGUUUUACUUCAUUUAUUACACAAAUAAAACAAAUACAGUACUACAGUACUAGAAUUUACAGUAGUAUCCUGCUGCGCUCUAGACUGCUGUUUUUAUUAAACCAGUAACACUACUUUUGUACUGUGUCAGUUUUACUGUGUUUGUACUGCAGUAUUAAAAACUGCAACAAUACUACAUACUGCACUGCAGAUUUUAAGGCAAAGGCAAAUGUAUUAAUAUAACACAUUUCUUACACAGAGGCAAUUCAAAGUGCUUUACAUUAUUAAAGCAUUAAAAAUGGAAAUAAAACAAUGUAAAAAAAAGCAUAAAAAUAAAAUAACUAAAUAUAUAAAGUGCAGAAUAAAGUGCUAACAGAAACUUAGUUUGUGUGAAAUGUAGAGUUGCACAGAUACAUUUUCAGUCUAUUUUUAAAACGCUAACAAUCUGAGCACAUCUCACAGCUUCAGGAAGUUUGUUCCAGUUAACGGCAGCAUGAUGGUUAAAUGCUCCCUCAGUGUGUAGUCCCGGUUCUAGGCACUGUUAAGUGAUUGAACUCUACUGAUCUGCAGUCGGUUGCACCAGCUGAACGUAAUUUGGGGUGUAAAGUCCAUCCUAAACCUUACAUUGAGAGCAGUUAGUUCAAAACUAGUGACACAGAAUUUUGGUUGCACCACAGACGUUUAUGGUACAUCUUAACUAGUAGAGUGUGAAGUGAUUGCAGAUCAAAACACUGUCGCAUAGAAUGACGUUUUCACUCUGCAGCCAAUCAGUAACGCUACCCUACAUGAACAGGCAACAUUACACGCAUGAUCUCCACACGCAGUGAAGUUUCUCUCUUCAUGGGCUACUUUGCUUAAAGUAUGUCAGUAGUAGUAGUAGGG
Colossoma macropomum (tambaqui) is the source of this 4732-nucleotide messenger RNA. Its product is annotated as NACHT, LRR and PYD domains-containing protein 12-like. The coding region runs from base 198 to 3467 and encodes 1089 amino acids. The record is from RefSeq and is a predicted model, not a curated record. Gene Ontology annotation, molecular function: protein binding. NCBI's taxonomy places the organism in Eukaryota, Metazoa, Chordata, Actinopteri, Characiformes, Serrasalmidae. The transcript is spliced from 11 exons.